AUGUUCAAUACACCGCCGCGCGAUAAAAUAAUAUCGUACAAAGAACGCCAUAGACUGACCGAUAGGUUAGAAUGUGCUUCGGAGCAUGUGCUCGCUAAAGACACCGCCGCUGUAAUUCCGCCGCGUAGCACGUUGGAACUGGAUGCCCGUGCAAAGGCAAAAAUUCAACUGGAUUUGAUUGAUAAGGAGCUGGAAGCUAACCUGGCCAUCAUCACGGAUGGCAGCAGAAGGUCCAUUCACUCUUCUAAGCACGCUUCAGUAUAUGACCCACAUAUUCAUUCCCAUGUUGAAGACUGGCUAGAACAGAGUAAUGUACAACCGCCGUGUAACGCUGAUCAGGAGUUGAACACGGCACCGAUGAUGCAAGCAGUGCCGGCAACCGAUUGUCCACAACAUAGCCGCCCUGCACCAGUCAAUGGAGAAGAUAGUAUUCUGCAGCUAGCACACACCCUGAAGGAUAUGAUGGUGAACUCAUCAUCACACCAGGAUGAGCGCUUACUAACCCGUCUCGCCACACCGAGGGAAUUACCCACUUAUUUUGGCGAUUGCAUGGAGUGGUUACAUUUUAAAAGUGCAUACAUGGAGUCCACUCGCGUGUGUCAGUUUAGUGAUUCGGAGAACCUGUGGAGGUUACGCCGUGCACUAAGAGGUGAUGCUAAGGAGGCAGUCACCGAUCUGUUAAUAAAACACGUCACCCGGCGACAUCAUAUCUGCGCUGGAACUGAGGUUUGGCCGUUCCGAUAUUAUUAUUCACCAUAUGAUACACCAAAACUAAUGUUAUAUGCAUCUUUUUUAAAACGUGAGGCUGAAAUGACGUCGGCUCUCGGUCUAUCACAGCCGCGAGAACAAAAGAAACCCGACAUGCCUACAAUAAAUAACAAGCGAACAGAUGAUCGCUACCGCUACAACUAUAAUAAACAAGUAUUUACAACUACAACUAUCAAUGAAUCAAAAUUAUGUAGAUUUUGCAACAAAUCACAACACGUAUUGCCAGAUUGUCGAUUAUUUCGAAGAGCUAUGCGUAAGGAUCGAUGGAAUUUUGUUAAAAAUAACAAGCUAUGUUAUUGUUGUUUAUUGGCGCGACACGAUCGUAUGUCAUGCGCUGCACCUGUAUGUAACAUAGACGACUGUGGGCUGGCGCAUCACACAUUGUUGCAUUACAGAAAGCCCAUCCAUACAGACACACAGCCCGUGACCACUAUGGCGACAUCAUCACAACAUGAAUCAUCGAGUACCGACGCGACUGUAGCCUAUGUGAACUCCGCUACCGACGGGACUGCGCCCGGGCUACCGGGGCGCGGUCGCUCCCCCACAGUGACGUCAUGUGAUGUGAUACUCAAAGUAGUUAAAGUGAAGUUAAGUGGACCCAACGGUACAGUGAGUACUUAUGCCUUAUUAGAUGACGGUGCUUCGAUAUCGAUGAUCGAUUCCGGCUUAGUAAAUGAACUUGGUCUUAAAAGUUUAAGUUCUAGUUCUAUUAAAUUAAUUGAUGCUUUUGGUUUAGAAGUAUACCAGUCUGAUGCUCCUAAAGUCUGUUUAAAUAUUUCUGGCUAUGAUAAUUGUAACUAUAAUAAGUGUAACUAUAAUAUAACUUUACGUAAUGUAUCUAAACUAAAAUUACCUAUGCAAAAUUUGUCUGUAAUAAAUAAUAUUCACUGUGAUUAUUUAUCAUCUGUAAAACAAUUUGUAUGUACUGAGAACGUGGUGCCUCGUCUGUUAAUAGGUGAAGAUAAUUAUUUUCUUUUAGCGCCGUUAGAAAUAUUACACGGUAAUAAAUAUGAACCCUAUGCAACGCGUUGUCGCUUAGGCUGGUCGAUACAUGGUAGUUAUGGUCGCACGAACUCAUCACUCACACAGGGGCACAGCUUCCACGUUACACACAACGACGAGGUAAGUGAAAUUACUAUAUUAAACAACUUAGUUAAAAAUUCAUUUGAACUGGACUGCAUAGGAAUAUCAACCUUACGCCGUGAGAAUACGGCCGAUUUAAGAGCGGUUAAUAUAUUAGAUCAGACCGCGCGAAACAUAGGUAACAGGUGGGAGGUCGGACUGCCAUUCAUUAAGGAUGUUUUAUGUAUACCUGAUAGUUACAACUAUGCACUAUCACGCUUGAACGGGUUAUUGAGAAAAUUUAAGUCGGACAGCGCGUACGCUGAUAGGUAUAAAACAGAGAUGCACAAGUUGUUUGAUAAUGGUUAUGCUCGAGUUUUAAAGGAAAAUGAACUUGUAGGUAAUCGUAUAUGGUAUCUCUGUCAUUUUGGCGUGCUAAAUCCGAACAAACCCAGUAAGCUGAGGUUAGUGUUUGACGGCGCCGGUAAGGUCAACGGCUUGUGUUUAAAUGACUUCUUACUUACUGGACCCGAUUUGUAUAACUCAUUACUAGGUAUUAUGUUGCGAUUCCGCGAACAUAAAUAUGUUAUAGUAGGCGAUAUAAAGGACAUGUUUUUACGUAUACGUAUCAGAGCUGAAGAUCAACACUUAUUUAGGUUUUUAUGGCGGGAAGACGACAAGUCCCCGUUAAAAAUAUGUGUCAUGCAAAGUUUAGUUUUUGGUGCAACUUGUUCUCCAUUCAUUGCGCAACAUAUAAAAAAUAAAAAUGCGCUUAAAUAUGAGGAUUUGUAUCCGGAAGCGGUAGAUGUUAUUAUUAACAAUCAUUACAUGGAUGACUGUUUGUACUCGUGUGACAGCGAAGAAAAAGCAAUUAAAUUAGUUCGUGAAAUUACGGAAAUACAUAGUUACGGCGGAUUCGAGAUAGGCCGCUGGUCGAGUAAUAGCAAACCGGUUUUGAACACAAUACCGCAUCGAGCGCUCACUCAGUCUGCUGUUGAUUUUAAACACGGAGCUAAUAAUACAACUGAGCGCACUCUCGGUUUGAUGUGGUAUCCUAAUGACGAUGCAUUUGCUUUUAAAAUAUCAUUCAACCGUAUUCCGCAAAACAUAAUAAAUGGCACGGAGCCACCUACGAAAUCUCAAAUGCUUAACAUACAACUCCACACUUUUUGUGAUGCUUCAACAAAGGCAUACGCUGCCGUAUCUUAUUGGCGAUUGAUUCGGUCGGAUUGUUGUGUUCAAGUUAGUUUCGUUGGUAGUAAAAGCAGAGUGAGUCCACUCCGUCCUAUUUCAAUACCGAGGCUUGAAUUACAGGGAGCGGUAAUAGCCGCCCGCCUUGCAAAUAUUAUUGAGACCGAUCAUAAGGAUUUUAAACCAGCAAGGCGUUACUUUUGGACAGAUUCUAGUACGGUUUUACAAUGGAUCCGUAGCGAUCCGCGUAAUUAUAAACCUUUUGUCGCUCAUCGACUCGGUGAGAUAGAUGAGCUGACGAAAAACUGUGAGUGGCGUCAUGUGCCGUCUGAUGCUAACGUAGCCGAUGUAGCUACACGAGAUGAUGCAUCACCACUGUCAUACUCAGACCCGUGGUUCCAGGGUCCUGCCUUUCUACGGCGACCUGAGAGUGAGUGGCCUAAAGAUCGUAAGUUCUCCAAGACAUCGCAAGAUGUGACUUGUGAAGAACGAUCAAUUAAUGUGGUUAUAGGCGGACAUAGAAUUACUCGGCUCCUGGUCUACCACCACCAUAAAGAAGCUAUGCAUGGUUCUAACGAACUCGUUGUAAACCAGUUACGACAACAGUACUGGAUACUUAAAUUGAGACCAACAGUUCGUACUGUGUCUACCCAGUGCCUCACCUGUCGGUCACGUCGCGCCGCACCGCAGCCUCAGCGGAUGGCUGAUUUGCCAGCGGCGAGACUACAACAUAAUAGGAGGCCGUUUAGUUACACUGGCGUUGAUUUUUUUGGACCUAUAGAAGUCACUGUCGGUCGCAGGAGGCAGAAGAGAUAUUGCAUGCUCUUCACAUGCUUGACAGUACGUGCAAUUCACAUGGAAUUGACUGAAGAUCUGUCCAGUGAUUCAGCAAUAAUGGCUUUACGUCGUAUGGGAGCCCGGCGGGGUUUACCUCUAGUUAUCUACUCAGAUAACGGAACUAAUUUGUGCCGACUCUGA
Achroia grisella is the source of this 3999-nucleotide messenger RNA. RefSeq lists its product as uncharacterized. NCBI's taxonomy places the organism in Eukaryota, Metazoa, Arthropoda, Insecta, Lepidoptera, Pyralidae. The transcript has 5 exons. Gene Ontology annotation, molecular function: nucleic acid binding. The coding region runs from base 1 to 3999 and encodes 1332 amino acids. The record is from RefSeq and is a predicted model, not a curated record.